Molecule: messenger RNA, 1038 nt
Organism: Merops nubicus (carmine bee-eater)
Lineage: Eukaryota; Metazoa; Chordata; Aves; Coraciiformes; Meropidae
Gene: CENPN
Product: centromere protein N
Exons: 10
Coding region: 1-1038 (345 amino acids)
Biological process (GO): CENP-A containing chromatin assembly; chromosome segregation
Source: RefSeq, a predicted model, not a curated record
AUGGAUGAAACUGUCGCUGAGUAUAUCCGAAGAACUGUCCUAAAAAUCCCACGUAAUGAAAUCAAGAUAUUGCUACAGAAAUGGGGCUUUCUCUCUGAGGCACAGCUGGAAACCAUUAACUUCCAUCAGAUAAAGGAUAACAUUUCUCAACAAGUUGUUCAGCUCUGUGAGGAAAAUUCUGCUGACAUAAAGCAAGCUGCUGUCCUAGACAUAAUUUACAACUACAUCUACCCAAACAAAAGAGUGUGGAGUGUUUACCAGAUGAAGAAAACAGGGGAAGAAAUAGAAAUUUUUGACUUGAAAGAUUUCAAAAAAGAAUUUAAAAGACAACUUCGGUCAGCCUUGAAAAAUGUCACCAUCAGCUUUAGAGAAUAUGAGGAUAAUGCGAUCUGGAUUAGAAUUGCCUGGGGAACUCCAUAUAAAAAACCAAACCAGUACAAAACCAGCUACGUUGUCUACCAUUCACAGACUCCCUAUGUCUUCAUUUCUGCCUCAGUGCUUAAGAGCAACUUGCCUCUGCUGUGUCAGGCCCUGGUUGUUGCUUCCAAUUACCGUGACAUCCGUGAAAUGGAGCUUCGAAGCCAUUCUUUAAACUCCCUCAAAGAUAUUGUGUUUAAGAGAUACAGCCAGAACUUCCAAACUUAUCAUCCAAAACCUCUACAAGAAAGGAGUGUAGCACCAGAAAAUGUAGACUUAAGGAUAAUUAAUGAAAACAAAAGUGAGAAAGAAAGAAUACAAAGAGUGACUCGGGAAAUUUUUGGUGAUGGUCCCCAACCAAAGCUCGAAAUUGCACAAUAUAAGCUUGAGACGAUGUUUAAAAGUGAUCCUAAAAUGGGUGUUUUGAAUAGAAAAGAACCAUUCAGAUGUCUGGUCAAGUUUUCUAGUCCACAUCUCCUAGAAUCGCUGAAAUCCUUGGCACCAGUGGGUAUGGCUGAUGCACCACUUUCACCACUACUUACGUGCAUACCACAAAAAGCUAGGAAUUAUUUUAAAAUCAGAGAAAAAACAAAUUUUUCAGGAAACUUUGUAAGCCCUUAA